AUGGUGAAGUUGCUGCCUGCCCAGGAGGCAGCCAAGAUCUAUCAUACCAACUAUGUGCGGAACUCACGGGCCAUUGGUGUCAUGUGGGGCACGCUAACCAUCUGCUUCUCUGUGUUGGUCAUGGCUCUCUUCAUUCAACCUUACUGGAUCGGUGACAGCGUCAACACGCCCCAGGCAGGGUAUUUCGGCCUUUUCUCCUACUGCACAGGCAAUGUGCUGUCCUCGGAGCUCAUCUGCAAGGGCGGCCCCUUGGACUUCUCCUCCAUUCCCUCCAGAGCCUUCAAGACCGCCAUGUUCUUUGUGGCCUUGGCCAUGUUCCUCAUCAUUGGCUCCAUCAUCUGCUUCAGUCUGUUCUUCAUCUGUAACACGGCCACGGUGUACAAGAUCUGCGCAUGGAUGCAACUGGCUGCUGCCACAGGUCUGGCGAUUGGCUGCCUGGUCUACCCAGAUGGUUGGGACUCAAGUGAGGUACGGCGCAUGUGUGGGGAGAAGACCGGCAAGUACACACUGGGCCACUGCACCAUCCGCUGGGCCUUCAUGCUGGCCAUCCUUAGCAUCGGUGAUGCCCUCAUCCUCUCCUUCCUGGCCUUCGUGCUGGGCUACCGGCAGGACAAACUCCUCCCUGAUGACUACAGGGCCGAUGGAAAUGGUAAUCUACCCCUGCCCCCAGUGACCCCAGGCUGGGGUGGGGAGUUCCUCUCAGUCAGCCACCCAAGGCUUGGCCCCUGA
Chrysochloris asiatica (Cape golden mole) is the source of this 729-nucleotide messenger RNA. It is a transcript of the gene LHFPL5, whose product is annotated as lipoma HMGIC fusion partner-like 5. The transcript has 2 exons. The record is from RefSeq and is a predicted model, not a curated record. NCBI's taxonomy places the organism in Eukaryota, Metazoa, Chordata, Mammalia, Afrosoricida, Chrysochloridae. Gene Ontology annotation, cellular component: plasma membrane. Gene Ontology annotation, biological process: detection of mechanical stimulus involved in sensory perception; sensory perception of sound. Bases 1 to 729 code for a protein of 242 amino acids.